Messenger RNA from Aspergillus calidoustus, 1092 nucleotides. The record is from the annotation of a GenBank genome assembly. NCBI's taxonomy places the organism in Eukaryota, Fungi, Ascomycota, Eurotiomycetes, Eurotiales, Aspergillaceae.
AUGGCGGUCUCUCAUUUUGUCCGUCGCGGCGUAGAGGCCAUCUCCACCCUGAAGGAGGCCGGGGGCGAUGUGCCCACGAUCGAGCUCGAGAUGGGGCCUGCUUGGCUAGUUGCGCUACUGUUCAUCACCGUCCUUGCGCUUGUGUUUGCGCUGUUCGCUAUCGAAUACACCUAUGGAUUGCUCGUUCCCGCCCUCGCUGCCGUGGAAGACUCGAACCCUGAAUUCUAUGUCCGCGUCGAAGCCGACCCUGCCAACAAGCAACCCGGUGAUCCCGCCGGCCAAGAAAUGGAGGUUGAGACCGCUCCUCUCAGGCCCAUCACCAGCAAGUUGCGCACCACUGUCCGCCAUCUUCGCGCUCGCGCUGGUCGUUUGUCCCGUUUCCGCGGCUUCAGCAUGUUCAUCACAUACAACAUCGCUGAAAGCGUCCUCUCCUCUCUUAUCCCUUUCUCCUCUGAGUCGGUUGUGGGUAAAUUCGUCGUGAAGAUGAUUACCGCAGUUCUCCUCGCCAACCUCCAGGUUGCCUGGGUGCAUAUCGUCAUCUCCGAGCCUUCCCCCAAGCGUUUCUACAAGCGCAUUCCCAGCAUUCGCAACAUGCGCAAGAUUGUUCCUGCUGCUGCUUUCGAGCAUCUCCUGACCUAUGGCGCAUACUAUGCCACUCUGUUCGUUAUCAAGCAAGUUCACGGUUUGAAGGAGAUUAACUUCAUCAACGACGGACAGGAGCACUCUCCCGAUGGCUACCGUGCUGCAGCCAACAUUCUUGCUAUUGCUGGCUUCGUGAGCUGGCUUGCCUCCAUCCCAGCUCGUGUCAUUUUCAUCCGUGUCGCUGCGUCUAUGCUCCCUGAGGAGGAUGAGGCCAUUGUUCCCUUCGACCGCAGCUUCGGCGGAAAGCUUCUUCCCGACAUUGUCGGCGGUGGUGUUCUGUCCAUCAAGGAUGCUUGGAAGACAUUCGACCGCGAUGGCUUUAAGCGCUACACUAUGGCCAUCUGCAAGGCCAUGGCUCUUCAGGUUGCCGUCACUAUUCUCUUCUCUUUCAUCAUCGUCGCUGAGGUCAUGGGUGGCGCGAUUGCUCCCAAGACCGGAGACAAGAACUAA